AUGAUUUGCCGUAAAAUUUGUCGGAGGAAUCCAUGGAGCUUCAGCCAUUGGUGGCGGUGUGUAUACCCCACCACCACUCCUCAAAGAGCCAGUUCUGGACUGGGUUCUUUAGCUCUAGCUCGAGCUCAACCCAACAUUUUUGUUAAUCGAAGAACGUUUCCUUUUUUCGAGAAUCAUCAUGAGGGAGAUUCCUUGAGCAUUCCAUUUGGGACUAAAGGAUGUAACUUUACAACUCAUACUCUGGGCGAUCCUCCAGUUGGUGGGGUGGUUGAUGUGCCUUUGGCACAAACAGGAGAAGGUAUUGCGGAAUGUGAACUUCUUAAAUGGUUUGUGCAAGAGGGGGAUCAAGUUGAAGAGUUCCAACCACUUUGUGAGGUUCAAAGCGACAAAGCAACCAUAGAGAUUACUAGCCGCUAUAGAGGAAAAGUUUCAAAGGUUCUCCAUGUUCCAGGAGAUAUUGUAAAGGUUGGAGAAACGCUUCUGAAGAUGGUUGUUGAUGAAAAUGCUGUCUCUGAUCAAUGUUCUGAGACACUAGAGGUUAUUAAGGUGCACGAUUCUAAUACAAGUGAACUAGAUGUUACUGAUUCAGGGCACAAAAAAGCAAAGCUAGGUGGGGCGUUAUCCACGCCUGCCGUGCGUAAUUUUGCAAAACAAUUAGGUGUAAAUAUCGAAGAUCUGCACGGAAGUGGCAAAGAAGGAAGAGUACUCAAAGAGGAUGUCCUGAAUUAUGCUGCACGUGAAGGCAUUCUUAAGGAAAGCUCAGCAUCAUCUGAUGAUUCUUCUGCCGAUGAAUAUCUUGAGAGAGAUCAGAAGUUAACUGAGGUUGCAUCAACAUAUGGACUGAAGUUUGACGACAGGAUAGUUCCUCUGAGGGGUUUCCAGCGUGCUAUGGUUAAAUCGAUGACAUUAGCUGCGAAAAUCCCUCAUUUUCAUUAUGUUGACGAGAUAAACUGCGACGCCCUUGUUCAGCUUAAAGCAUCAUUCCAAAAUGAGAAUUCUGACCCAGGGGUCAAGCAUACUUUCCUUCCUGUGUUGAUAAAGUCACUUUCAAUGGCAUUGAACAAAUAUCCUUUGCUAAACAGUUGCUUUAAUGAGGAAUUGCAAGAGGUGACCCUGAAAGGACUGCACAACAUUGGAAUUGCAAUGGCUACCCCACAUGGCCUGGUAGUACCUAACAUAAAGAAGGUUCAGUGUCUCUCCAUCUUGGAAAUAACAAAAGAGCUCUCACGACUACAACAAUUGGCUUCAGCUAACAAGCUUAGUUCCGAUGAUAUAACUGGUGGAACUAUUACUUUGAGCAAUAUUGGCGCAAUUGGUGGAAAGUUUGGUUCCCCUCUUAUCAAUGCGCCUGAAGUAUCCAUUAUUGCAAUGGGACGGAUCCAGAAAAUUCCCCAAUUUGAUGGAGACGGGAAUAUCUAUCCUGCAUCAAUUGUGACCGUGAAUAUAGGUGCGGAUCAUAGAGUUCUGGAUGGGGCAACAGUUGCUAUGUUCUGCAAUGAGUGGAAGCUGUUCAUUGAAAAACCAGAGCUCUUGAUGCUGCAUAUGAAAUGAUUGCUCUUGGGAUGGAAUUCAUUUGAACAAGCACCACUAAUAUAUCCCCAGGAAGUCACCAAAUAUGAGUGGGAGCUGAACUAAAAGAUUCCAUGGCUGGUGAGGCACAAGCUAAACACAAUGUAGCUAAACGAAGUGGCAAUGCUUCUUCUAGUUGUUGAGUCUUUAAGAUAGCAACUAUUUGACAGGUAUUAGAGUAUAUGAAACAAACUGCAGAAAAUACUCUCUUAUGUGUAACCAUAGAGGCAAUAAAUUUGUACAAAUAAAUUCAAUCUUAGGUUGCCUUUAUAUCUCG
Sesamum indicum (sesame) is the source of this 1846-nucleotide messenger RNA. RefSeq names its product 2-oxoacid dehydrogenases acyltransferase family protein (gene BCE2). Gene Ontology annotation, cellular component: mitochondrion; cytoplasm. The record is from RefSeq and is a predicted model, not a curated record. Gene Ontology annotation, molecular function: lipoic acid binding; acetyltransferase activity. NCBI's taxonomy places the organism in Eukaryota, Viridiplantae, Streptophyta, Magnoliopsida, Lamiales, Pedaliaceae.